Macrosiphum euphorbiae (potato aphid) is the source of this 936-nucleotide messenger RNA. Lineage: Eukaryota; Metazoa; Arthropoda; Insecta; Hemiptera; Aphididae. The record is from the annotation of a GenBank genome assembly.
AUGGUUAAGUGUUGUUUUGUACCAGAGUGUACUACUGGUAACUACAGGUAUAACAAACAACAAAAAACAAGUGGGUUAAGAAAUAGAAGUUUAUUUAAACCACCUCAAAAUCCAAGUCUUUUUGAAAAAUGGUUUGAAGCUAUACCCCGAAAAGAUAAAGUUCUCUCAGAAAGUUCUCAUGUAUGUGAAUUGCAUUUCAAAGAGAAUGAUAUUAUACGAUAUGACGAGACUAUUUUAUUCGAUGGAACAGUCGAUGUAGUAAAAAGAAUCAGAGCUAUGUUAAGAAAAGGCGCAGUUCCAUGUAUAUUUCCUAACCUUCCAUAUAGUUUGACAGAACAUAACAAUGAGACUAAUAACAGAGAACCUCCUGCAGAACGGUUUUUAUACAAUAAAAAAAAAAAAUCUAAACUGAUUCCGGCACGUUCUGAUACGAGUGAAAUGCAAUGCUCUGAAAAUAUCGAGGAAAAUAUCAACCAACAAUUUUCUUUUCAGUAUUUAAAAGAAAACCUUAAUAAAUUAGAAAAACCUGAUAGUAAAUGGAUGUUUGAAUUAAAAGAUGAUGAAGUAGAACUUGUGAGAUGGAAUCGUCAAUGUUCAAAAAGAAUAACAAUUUCAAAUGACUUAAAAAUAAAAAUUUUUUUUAGUGGUAUUGAAAUUUUAUUUGAGCACAUUAUUAAUACGAUUUUAUUGAGCAUGGAUGAAACAAAUAAGUUAUUGAACUAUAUACAUUCUUUAAUAGAAUGUAAAGGAAUAAUGACAGCAGAAAAUAACAUUACCAGACGGUCUAUUACAUGCAAGGGUUAUGUUGAAAUACGUCUAGGGCAACGUGGACCCAAGAGUAAUUAUUGUUUUGACUGCAGGAUAGCUCGAAGAAGUAUGGCUAAUUGUUUGAGAAGAAAAGUAUUGAAACUUGAAAAUAAGAUUCAAGAAAAAUAG